AUGCUUUUCACCAAAGCUUUGACCUUGCUUAGUGUAGUCAGCUGUGUGCUUGCAGCUCCCGGAUCAAUCCCGAAAUUCAUAGAUGAGUACGAGAAUCAAAAACCAAUAAGUUCGGACGAGUUUGAAAAUGGAGACUUUUCGGGAACGUUACGGACAUACAAAGUGAAGGCACCGGAGAGAUAUGGAUGUGAAGGAAUGAUGAGAGAAGGACAAGAACGCUAUCAAGUUGCCAGUCUACAGCUUAGGUUAAAACAGUUUGACAAGGAUGGAAACUUGGUGAAGGUGAAGGUUAAGGAAGAUAUAUUUGCACUCGAGCCAGCCUCUCUAUCUGACAUGACGAGUGUGAAUGAGUCCUUGAUGGAUGAAAUGGAUCAGGAGUUUGAUUUACAGGUUGAUGAUGAAAAAGAGGAGGCUAUAGUUGCCCGUCCUGUGAAAGAGAUGAGCAGAAUCGAGUAUUACGAAGGUGGAGAGAAGGUGAAGGCACGGGCUGGCAGGCGUCAUUGUCACAUGCCUGCUGCCGUGGAAAACUCGGUGUUGGUUCCAGGCCGUAUUUUGGCUGUUAAGCUUAUUGGAAAGGGUGAUCAUGACGAUGGAUCGGGUGAAGCUUAUUCGAUCUUCUUGAAGAACGAUCUUCAGAAACUAGACACGCCACUUCCAAAGAAGCACGGUGUCAGUGAUUCAGCUCAGAUAGCCAUAUGGCUCACAGUGACUGCAUUAUUUGUUGCUGUUUUAGCCUAUGGAGUUGUCGUUUUUGUCAAAAGAAUGACUUCUGCUUCUCACGAUUACAUCAAAGUGAGCCAGAAAGAGCAGAUGGUUCAGGAAAAAGCCACAAAAUGA
Molecule: messenger RNA, 837 nt
Organism: Brettanomyces bruxellensis
Lineage: Eukaryota; Fungi; Ascomycota; Pichiomycetes; Pichiales; Pichiaceae
Exons: 1
Coding region: 1-837 (278 amino acids)
Source: RefSeq, a predicted model, not a curated record